AUGAACUCUGUGAAACCGUUCAACGGCUUAUGUAUAUGUUUUUUUGGACUACUAUCAGCACUAAAAUGUCUCUCAUUAGAAAGCGAAGACUUGAAGCACCUGUCGGAGCGAGAUAUAGUCGAAACAUUAGUGAAACAAUGGGCUCCAUUAGUAUGGCUGGCACCAAAUGAAAAAUAUAUGCCCGGUGACGUAUCUAAAUUUCUUCAGUAUGUCCAUGCCGAGGAGGCAAAAGUGACGACAGUAUACCCAGGCAAUGAAAUUACUGAACUUGAUGAUCUGGACAGCUACGAUAGUAGGUUAGCCAAUGAACUUUCCUAUUAUGAUCCUGUUAUUCAACUACACCAAGGGCGCUUUCGGAAUAAACGUAACUUCAAGGAUCCCUCAGUUUCUCUUGAUCUGCUGUUUGAUUUCCCGAUUGGCAACGAGUCAAAAAGCUGGUACCUGGUGACCAAUAGCAACAUCAAUGAACUGAUUGCAGACAAGGAAUCGUUCCUGUAUGGACAAAACCCACUAAAAGAAAAUGUGCCAAUUUAUGCAGUGAUCAGUACGUGCAAACAACCCCCAAGUGGUCUGCAAAAUACACUUGAGAUAAGUUUGCCAUUUUCAUUGCCAGCAACGACGGUGUCAUACCCAUCAACCCCCAUAUUUCAUAAUAUUAAUUAUAAAGAAAAUGAAGUUACAUAUACUGCAAAGGAUCGACCGUCGUUGAAGCGGAAACUUUAUUCUUCAACUCCAAAGAAUAUAUUUGAAUUACAACCAAACCUGCGGAAAACAAUCAAUGCGGUAGAAAAAAGUAUUCGGUUGAUUCGGAAAAAACGCGAGAUUCUAGAAAGUGCUGAGCAAGUAACUGAUACCACUAUAAGGUCACAUCUGCGUGAAAACGAUGAAUUAGCCACUGCCAAGAAAGGGGGUUUCAAUUUUGAAGAUGGAACAAGUGAAAAUACAUUCAACAUGAACUUAGAUGAAUCGAUAGAAAAUACGCCGCAAAGCGAAGAAAACCAAGAAUGGGAGACAAUAACAGAGCGAAGACAUGACACUUACGAUAAUGAAAAUGAAAUUUCCUCAGAUUAUCCCCACUUUCACGUCACUUAUUGGAUGUUCUACCCGUAUAGUCAGGGCAAAGUAAUAUGUACCAUCGAUUUAGGACCAUUCGGGCCAUGGCCAAUACCGCUAAUAUUUGGAAUAUGUUUAGGCACAACGAAGGAGUUUGGAAGCCACGUUGGAGACUGGGAGCAUAUGAGUCUUUUCUUCCGAGGACGGAAGGAACCUGAUGAGAUGUACGUGUCGGCACAUGAUGCGGGAGCUUUCUAUUCCUACGAAAGGCUUACUGGAACAUUCGAAUACCAUAGACAAGAAACAAGAAAGGGAAUUUUGCAACAACCCUCAUUUCCUAAAACUGUUGUCACAUCUGGAAACCAUCCAGUACUAUUUGCCGCGGAAGGAUCUCAUGGUCUAUGGACUGCACCAGGCAAACAUAAGUUCGUUCGUGUCCCUCGUCUCUACGACAUCAAUGGUUUUGGGUUGCCCUGGUCUACGUGGAGAAAUGUAGAAAUCAUCCACGAAAAAAACCCAAGCGGACGAAGUACCACGCAGCCAAAAUGGAUGAAAUUCAACGGUCGGUGGGGAAAUCCGAAGACCAAAUGUCACCCAUUGAAGAGGAUUGGAUUGCAUAUCUGUGAAUUGACCGAUGGUCCAACUGGUAUUCCUCGUAAAAAACACCACUUCCAAUGUAAAGCUCGCUAGUGAAGUCCGCAUGCUUAAAAUACGUAACGUGUCGUUCAA
Anopheles coustani is the source of this 1782-nucleotide messenger RNA. RefSeq lists its product as uncharacterized. Bases 1 to 1743 code for a protein of 580 amino acids. NCBI's taxonomy places the organism in Eukaryota, Metazoa, Arthropoda, Insecta, Diptera, Culicidae. The record is from RefSeq and is a predicted model, not a curated record. The transcript has 6 exons.